Messenger RNA from Linum tenue, 489 nucleotides. Lineage: Eukaryota; Viridiplantae; Streptophyta; Magnoliopsida; Malpighiales; Linaceae. The record is from the annotation of a GenBank genome assembly.
UGUUAUUAGUAACUAAAUAUGAUCACAAUCCCAGAAAAAUUGGGCCUCGGUUGGGAAGAGCAAGUGGCAUUCUUUGCUGACAAUUCUCUGGGCCUUGAAAAUUCUGCCAAGAGCAAAAGUGAACGGAAUGGACCAAAUUCUGCAUACUCCGUUCGAGUUCAAGAAAUUAAAGGAAAGAACCAAACUAAAUCUCAUGCUUCAUUCGAUAAUCAAAAGCGAAUUCCCGGAAAAAAAAUGUUCGUAGGAAGUGUGAAGUCCCAAACUUCACGGUUUCAUGAAACCUACAGUGAGGCGAGCGGCGAGAUGGUGCGGCAGGGGAACGAGCGGACGACAGGGUCUGAUGGGCGAAGAGCUUGAAGGAUGAGCGCUGGCGGCGGGUGCGGCGGCAAGACAGGGAUGCCGGCAGGAUCGUCGUUCCUCUCGGAGAGGAAGAGGAUGAGCAGCGGCGGGCGAGUUUUUGUGGCUGAAAAAAUAAUAGAACGGUUGAAU